Molecule: messenger RNA, 537 nt
Organism: Cimex lectularius (bed bug)
Lineage: Eukaryota; Metazoa; Arthropoda; Insecta; Hemiptera; Cimicidae
Exons: 3
Coding region: 72-398 (108 amino acids)
Molecular function (GO): cysteine-type endopeptidase inhibitor activity
Source: RefSeq, a predicted model, not a curated record
UUCAACUUGUUUUCGAGCAGUUUCUUUUUCCUGGCACUAACGGUUAUUUGAAUUCUUCAACCAUAUUCAAAAUGUUCUCUUUCAAGCUGUUUGCUCUUAUUGCACUUUUCACACUUGCAUAUGCUUCGUGCCCAGGAUGCCCAGAGAAGCAAGACUCUAAUUUACCAGAAGUCAAAAAACACUUGGAGCAUAUUGUGAAAAAAGAAAUGGACUCUAAUGUACUUUUCAACGUUGUAUCUGUUACAACUCAAGUUGUAGCUGGGAUCAAAUAUACCGUUGAGUUUGAAACAGAAGAUCCAAACACCCAUGUGAAAAACGAAUGUAAAGUAGUUUAUGUAGUCCAAAGUUGGAUUACCGAACUUCCAAAUGUUCUCAACUUAACUUGUAAUAAAAUGUAAUUAAAAUAGAUAAAACACAAAAUAAACACUUUUGUUUAUUUGAUAUAAUUCAGGUGAAAUGCUUUUUUUUAAUAACUUUUCAAUAAGUUCUGCCAUAUUCCCUGGUGUUGUCAGAAGGAUAAUAAAAAUGUUAUUUAUC